UCCAAACUUUUAUCAAAAGACACAUAAGAAAUUUUUAUUAUUGUUUCAUUUUUUUUUUUUUUUAAAAACUUAAAAUAAUUUAAUAAUAAUUUUUUUAACUAAUGAUUUUUAAUAUAACAAAGAUUUUUAAAUGUCAUUUAAUUUAUGAAUAUUAUGAAUUUGAUGCGAUAUUGUUUACGAUGCAUAAAAUAAUCGAUAUAUUUUUUUUCCUGGAUAGGAUGUUGUUUAAAAUAAUUUUUAAAACAAUUCUAUUGUUUUAAAUUAUUGAAGCGUUUAUAAAUUGACUUGUCGUGGUAAUUUUAUCAUCAGUAUGUCAACGAUGAAUAAUACUUGUACAUCUGUAAAAUUGUGUAAAUGGAUUUUGCUAUUAUUUAGUUGUGUUACGGCAGUACCACUAAAUUUAAAUGAAGAAUUUGAGACAUCUUUUAAUGAUUUAAACUCAAAUCAAAGUAAUGACCACCUUGGAUCAGCAAUAAAUAUUCACAUCAGUGAAUUUGAUGGUGAACGUAAAGUUAUUAUCGAUUCUGACGAUCAUGUCAAUCAUUUACUCAAUACCACCAUGAAUAAAAAUAAUAUACCAAUAUCAAUUGUCACAUUUAAUAAAUAUCAAAAUAUAAUGAACAAGAGUUUGUUUAAUUUACAAUUUAAAAUUGAUAAAAUAACGUCAAAAAUUGAUACACUUGAGUUGAUAUUAAAUAAAAAAUUAUUAAUAAAUAAACAUGAUUUUAAUGAUAAAAAUAUAUCAAUUAAUCAAGUGGAAAAUAUUGUUAAAAAAUUUACAAAUGAUUCAUCAUCACGUUCAAAAAGAAAAAGUGAAAAUAAUAAUAUUAAAAAAUAUAAAAAACCUCAUAUUUUAUCAUUGUAUGCAAAUUUUUUGCCUGAAUCAUUUGGCAAUGACAGAGGUAAUUUACUUCGUCGAUCAAAACGUACUAAAAGAGAUAUAAAUGAAAAAAUAAAUGAAUGGCUAAUUGCCUCACCACAAUUACAACAACAAUUUUUACGUAAAUGGCUUGAUUCAAAAUAUUAUCAACAAAAUAAUAAUAACAACGAAAAAAAUGUAAAUUAUUUUUAUCAUUUACCAUCAAAAACAUCAUCAUUGACAUCUGCAUCACAGUAUAAAAAAAAUUUUAAUAUUGAAAAUGAUAAUAUGUAUGAAUCAACAAGUGAAUCAUCAUCUUCAUCAUCAACAUUUGACAUGGAUUUUGAUCAUUUUUAUGAUAGUAUUGCUGAUGAUACCGAUGAGUCAUCUGAAUUAUUAACACCUGUAGACAAUCAAAUGCCUACCACUACUGAAUCAAUAUGGGAUAUUCUUUGGACAUGAAAAAUAUAAAAUAAUUAUCAUCAUAAAUCAAAUGCAUGCAUACAAUAACCAGUUUAAUAAAUAAAUAAAAUAAAAUAUAUUUUCAAGUUACAUAUAUCUUUGUAUGAUUUUUUUAUUUCUUCAUCUUCAAAUACUAGAUGACAUGACAAAAUAAAAAAAUCAUUCAAGUAGCUGUUUUUUUAUUUUAUUUUUUUUUCAUCUUACCAAGAAUUUCCAUGAAGUUGAUAUACAGCCGUUUGAAUGAAAAGUCGCGUGUUUUUUCUAAAUAAAAAAAAAAAAGAAACAAAAUAUAAAAUAUAAAUAGUGUAGAAAGGGAAAAAUAAAAAAAGAAUCAUGAAAAAGUUGUACGCGAGUCAGUGUAACAGGUGGUUAACUGAUAUAAAAGCCGCGUGAGGGGCAGAGAAUGAAGAAAAAUAGAGAAGAGUAUAGGAGGAUGAGGAAAAUGAGACAGAGAAAAUAUGUAGUUGAAGAAGGGGAAGAGUGAGAUGAGUGAGAUGGAAAUUGUAUAUAAAAAGUGAGGGUGAUGAAAGGGCAGCACAGACUUUGCUUCAUCGUGUACUACACUGUAAAAAAUAAAAAAUAAAAAGGAAAAGGGUGUAUAUCUGCAGUGUGUAUACCCUUUUGCGUCUACAAUAUACACUUGUGUCUGACUGAGCACGAAUAUUACCACUUGAUUUUUUUAUUAUUAUUUUUUUUUAAUAUUAUUUUUCAUCUUGUGUAUUAUUCAC
This is a messenger RNA of Aphidius gifuensis, 2049 nucleotides long. RefSeq lists its product as uncharacterized. The record is from RefSeq and is a predicted model, not a curated record. Bases 311 to 1321 code for a protein of 336 amino acids. The transcript has 2 exons. NCBI's taxonomy places the organism in Eukaryota, Metazoa, Arthropoda, Insecta, Hymenoptera, Braconidae.